Messenger RNA from Syngnathus acus (greater pipefish), 4759 nucleotides. It is a transcript of the gene rbm15, whose product is annotated as RNA binding motif protein 15. Gene Ontology annotation, cellular component: nucleus. Lineage: Eukaryota; Metazoa; Chordata; Actinopteri; Syngnathiformes; Syngnathidae. Gene Ontology annotation, molecular function: mRNA binding. The record is from RefSeq and is a predicted model, not a curated record. Bases 167 to 2743 code for a protein of 858 amino acids. Gene Ontology annotation, biological process: regulation of alternative mRNA splicing, via spliceosome. The transcript has a single exon.
UCAGGGGGCGGGACAGGAAUCAACUCGACAAAAUGGCGACCGUUGUUGUUUUGCCGCAGGGUCAGUGAACAACACCAAUUUGUUUCGCCAAAAUCCUACGGUUGCACGCAGAAUUGUCGCAACCAAAAGCCCCAGGCGCCACAGGGUCGACCGCGUGCGGACCGAAAUGAAAGGUAAAGAGCGGUCGCCGCUGAAAAAACGCUCGCGGGCCUUGGACGACAUUCGCGAUCGGGGAGGAUGCCACCCGAGCAGCAAGAAAAUGGGCGCGCUGUCCCUGUCCAGCGGGAGUAAUAAUAAUGGUAACAGCUCGGCCAAGAGUGACGGCGGCUCGACGAGGAGGAGCCUGCUCGGCGAUAAACGGGACCGGGACUUUGACGGACACGGUCGGCUCGGUAACAAUCACAGCUGUCCACCCAGCGUCAUCGGCUCCGUGAGCAAGAACCACGGCAGCCUGAGCCUCUCGUUGGAUUUGGCCGCGGCGAGGAGCACGUCGCGCGGGGACCAGCGGCUGCCUGCUCUCAGCGCCGAGGGUGAGUACAAAACCCUGAAAAUCAGCGACCUGGGCAGCCAGCUAAGCGACGAGGACGUCGAGGACGGGCUUUUCCACGAGUUCAAAAAAUUCGGUGACGUGAGCGUCAAGCUGAGCCGCAGCAACGACGAGCGGAUCGCUUUCGUCAACUUUCGGAAGCCGGAGGACGCCCGGGCGGCCAAGCACGCCAGGGGCCGGCUGGUGCUUUACGACAGGCCGCUGAAAAUCGAGGCGGUGUACAUUAACCGCAGGAGGAGCCGCUCGCCGAUCGAGAGAGACCUCUAUGGCGCUGUGCCGAGCCACAGACACUUGCAGAGGCCCCUGUCACCCACAGGCCUGGGAUACAGAGACUAUCGUCUGCAGCAGCUGGCCUUGGGUCGGCUGGCCCCGCCACCGCCGCCGCCCCUUCCACGCGAGUUGGAGCGGGACCGGGAGUUCGCCCUGUUCGAGGCCCGGGCCCGGCCGGCUUUCAUCGCCGAGCGGGCCGCCUUCCGCGAGGAGGAUUUUAUAUCGCCAGAGGAUGACCAAAGAGCCAAUCGUACCUUGUUUCUGGGCAACCUGGACACCGAGAUUACCGAAGCUGACUUGAGAAGAGCUUUUGACAGGUUUGGCGUCAUCACCGAGGUGGACAUCAAGAGGCCCAUGCGGGACCAGACCAGCACGUAUGGCUUUUUGAAAUUUGAGAACCUGGACAUGGCUCAUCGUGCUAAGCUCAGCAUGUCUGGCAAAAUAGUGGGUUGCAACCCCAUAAAGAUAGGCUAUGGAAAAGCCACACCCACCACACGUCUGUGGGUGGGGGGUCUUGGACACUGGGUGCCCUUGGCCGCCCUUGCCAGAGAAUUUGAUCGCUUUGGCACCAUCAGGACUAUAGACUACAGAAAGGGGGACACCUGGGCCUAUAUUCAGUACGAAAGUCUGGACGCAGCGCAGGCGGCCUGCACGCACAUGCGGGGCUUCCCUCUUGGGGGCCCCGAGAGGAGACUCCGAGUGGACUUUGCUGACACGGAGCAUCGUUACCAGCAGCAGUUCUUGCAACCUCUCCCGAUCGCCCCCUUUGACAUGGUGGCCGAGUCGUUUGUUCACCGUGGUGCGCCAGAGCCUCUGAGGGUUCGAGAACGGACUCCCCCGCCACUUCAUUUCAGAGACAGGGAGCUCUUCUCUGGCGCCGAGUGGCCUAAUCCUUCGGCUCUCCGCGAGCGGGUGCGGGCCGCCCCCUUUGAGCCCCUUGAGCACUUGCAACGUGAGCGGAGGGCCCGUGAGCCUUGGUCUUUGGAGCGGGAGCUGCAGGGGCGAGAGCUGCACGGGCGAGAACUACACGGGCGAGAGCCUGCACGCAAGCGGCGCCUAAUGGAGGACGGGCGCCACCUCGACCGCUCGCCCGACAGCUCUGACAGGACACUAAGGCGCCGACGCCCCUCUCCGGACGGCAGCCCAGGAGGCAGCAGCAGAGACGGGGGAAGAUUCAGCGAUUCAGAGCGCCCCUCGCGAGCCGACAGACUUUCUCCCGCAAGAGAGCGCCAUGGCAGCCUGGAGCGAGGCGGAACAGAGCGGAGACUCAAAGGCCUGUCUGACAAGGGUCUGUCAACCUGUGCCAUUUCACUGGUUGGAGAGCGUAAACGUAAAUCUGGCGACGGCGGUAAAGGGCUGGUAAAGAGAGAACGCUCCGAGGGUUCCUCCAGAAGCGCCUCCAAAUUGGACGGCACCAAGCUGACUCUGGCCUGGCAGGGAAUGCUUCUGCUGAAAAACAGCAACUUCCCGGCCAACAUGCACCUGCUGCAGGGAGACCACAGCGUCGCCAGCGAGCUGCUCGCCGACGGGACCACUGGCAAGCAGGUCUGCGAGCUCAAGAUCACCCAACGCCUCCGCCUGGACCAGCCCAAGCUCGACGAGGUUUCCCGGCGCAUCAAGGCGGCCGGCCCCGGGGGCUACGCCGUACUUCUAGCCGUUCCAGGGGCUGCAGAGGAUUCGUCAUCCGACCCGGCUGUCUCCACCCAGCGGCCGCUCCGCAACCUGGUGUCCUACCUCAACCAAAAGCAGGCGGCGGGCGUCAUUGGCUUGCCUGUGGGCGGGAGUCGUGAUAAGGACACCACGGGGGUCCUCCAUGCUUUCCCUCCCUGUGAUUUCUCCCAGCAGUUUCUGGAUUCCUCUGCCAAAGCUCUGGCCAAAAGUGAGGAGGACUAUCUGGUCAUGAUUGUGGUGCGAGGUGCAUCUUAAAACAAACAGCUAAUGAGUCAGAAAGUGUUUAAAAAAAAAAAAAAAAAAAAGAAAAGGGAAAAAAACGACAAGUUCUGUAUACCAGUAACCUUUGCAUGCCGUGUUUUGCAUUUUGGGCUACACUAGUAUGGUUCUUGGAUGUUGUAUGUUGCCAUGUUCUCCACUAAAACCACAGGCGGGUCCUUUCCCCGUUGCAAACAAAACGGGCGUUUGUUUUUUGGAAAUUUGCAGAGGUUACAUAUUCCUAGACAACCAUUUGGAUUACUUUAAAAACAAUCAUUACACUUUAUGUUUCCGAGGAGAAGAAGCAAAAAUGGAGCCAUAUAGGAAGUGGACACAAUAACAUCUCUAUAACAAGUGUCAUAUGUAGUAGACAACGAGGUAAACCAUUCCCAAUGAACCAAGUGUUAAGUGGACACAUGUUUAAGUGUUCCUGACCUGCACAUGUUAUUGUGUCUGCUGCUCCACAUGCAAAGGGGAAAUUUUAGUACACUGAUGAAGAAUGGCUGAAUGUAAAAGUAUGCACAUACUUUACGAAGACAGAAAUUUGCUCAAAUAAUACAAGUCAUUCAUGUCAUGUUGCUUUCCCUCCAGUGCCACCCCCCUCUUUUUUUUUUUUUCUUUUUUUUUUUUUUUUUAAAUCCAAGCAUUAUCAAAUUGUGUAAUGACACACAGGAUGGCUGGUGGCAACACUGGGGCGAGUUGUGACAUGUUUGAGCUUCCGGUGCUUUUGGGUCAACUUUUUUCAUAUUCAGUUGUUGACAAACAUUCUUUUGUGUGCACUCUCAAUGUUAGACCACAGCCAGGCCAGGAGGCCACAAGCCGUUUGAGCACUUGUUUAUGGAAGUCUGCUUUUACCAAGAUGAUGACACGAGUUCUCGGUUUUAUAACAGACAAGGAGUGGAAUUACUCUAUACUUAACAGAUUUUCUUUCUGUUUGUAUAUGUUUAAGUAAAAAUAUGUUUGGGUCUGUUUUAGUAUUUCUAGAUACUAAUAUCUUAAGUUGCAAAUUCCAAAUACAAAUAUUGUAAUUCAGAGCAUCUAUUUGAAGAAAAUGAAAAAUAGUUAAAUAAAGGGAGCUUUAUUUUUGAUCUGUUUUCCAAAACUAGAUGUAAAAAUAUUGUGAUUUCAAUACUGAGCCCUCCAAAUAUUUAUAUUCAGUGAAAGGUUAACAUCAGUCCAUCUUCCUUAAUCCUCCUGGUACACGAGAUGUUCAGGAACGGCAAUACUAUUCCUGGCUCAACUUCAAAAGCAAGCACUUAUUAUUUUGAUUGUCUUGGUAAAGGCAGACAAGCUCUUGUGAGAGCUGUGAUUGGUGUUAUUUGUGCUCUUACAAUAACAAAUAGUAACUUGUUUUCACUCCAUGCUUUAGUUUGUCAUUUAUGUUUUGUUUAUUAGAACUGGCUGCGAAAAUUCAAGGGGCAAGGGGGGCAGAAUAGGUAUAAAAAAAAAAAAUAAAAAAAAGUGUUUUGUGUUAACAUUUUGACUGAAACCACAGAAGGGUCCUUAAAACAAUUACUACGUUCAGUAAGUCGGGCCGUGGCAUUUUAUUUAAUCAUUUCAGUAUUGACAGAAAUCCAUAAUUUGACACUGAUGCCUACAUACUGAACCGGUUUGUACAGUGAAUUACAAAAGUCUACACACCCAUGUUCAAAUGCCAGGUUUUGUCUUGUAGCAAACAGGACAAAAAUUAAUCUUUUAAAAAAAAUUGCACCCAUACACACACACACACACACGUGGCAUUUCAACAGGGGUGUGUAGACUUUUUCUUCUCUACCCACUGUAUGUGUGGAAUCAUCACUGCUCUGAAAUGUAAUGACGCACGAGGACUCCACGACGACGACCACAACGCCGCAUUCAGAGUGGUCUCACCCUCCCACAGCUCUGCGCUGUGUGAUGACUUCAGUGUAACGUUUGUACGUGCCCAUGUCACGGGGGGGGAAGAAGGAGAGCGAGCUGUUGACGUGGCCGCCCCCCAAAAAAGUGCAUCAAUAAAUUGUUCAUUUGAAGGAGAAA